AUGGAGGGUCCACGAGUUGUGCUACUCAUUGUAUUACUGCUCUUCAUCUUCUUGACGCCCGAGCAACCCGCGCGAAGAUUCCGGCAGUUCGAGGCUGACUCCAUAAAAGAACAACAGCAGGCUGAAGCAGACGUAUUGGCCAACUCAUCAUACGGCCAACUCAACCCCAAAUCCCAUAGCUGGCUGAAUCUCACCGGCUUUCGAAAAGCCGACGGCUAUCAAUGGGACUCUCUGGCUCUCGCUCAACAGCUCAGUCGGAGCCAAUUCGAAACCAACUGGAAAGGAAUUGACCCAACCGCAGACUUACCGAUCUACGAGCGAGUCACUGGCGGACUUCGAGGCCAGUUUCUUAGAAAUGACAUCCCAAGCAUCUCGCCUGCGCUCAACCUGACAGCCGUAGAUCCAAAAAAGGACUACCUCUCGGACUGGUUUGAGAGGAAUGUUACCGAACCGAAAGGCGAAGUCAGCCUAUCUCUGUUUGACUCUCAAGAUCGACUGAGUCAUGAAGGCGCUGCUAUCAAAGCAGAACUCGCCCUGUCGACCGACUCAUCUCCCGGGAAUGGGUGGCAAGCAAAAUUGCAAGGAGUCCAUUUCCCAUCCGGCAUGAUCAUCAUGACUACCACCAGCUCCAAGUUCGAUGCCUUACCAGCCCUUCCUCACUUCGCACCCGACGCUGCUUCAUUCGACCUGUCAAUACCUGUCAUGAACGAGACUGUGCACAGUAACUGGGAGAAGGUCUUUGAUGAUGGAGCUGAUGGCCUAGCCUUCGCGCCCCAAUGUGAACUCAUCAUCUGGAUGCAGCCGAUUCCGUAUCGCUUUCGGGAUACCGACAACCUCAAAGCGACCGACUUUAUACAUCGAGUCGAACAAGAGCUUGUUCGGCCAGAGGGCGCUCCAGUAGGUCAACCUCCAUUGCUCGCCUACUCAGCCGUCAUUUUCUCGCCCGACUGCGGCUACAUUCUGCUAUCUCCGACCAUCUCGGGACCCAAGAUUGAGGCAUAUUGGACCCUCGCUCAGCGUUUGCUGUUCGCCUUUGUGCUGUCCAUUGGGCUACAAAUUGCGCUUCUCAAACGGCAAAUGGAGAAAGCCGCCACUCCCUCAACUCGAAGUCGAAUUGCUUACCAAAGUAUUGUCAUUGCUGCGCUAGGAGAUGGGCUACUUCUUUUCGCUCUUAUUGCUCUGCUCAUGGUAGAUGCAUCGGCUUUCCUGAUGGUCGCGGCCGCCGCAUAUCUGUCCUGCGUCCACGUUGCCUUCUUGGAGGUGAAAUUCGUCUUCGAUAUAUGGACAGUACAGGUCGGCGACCCUCAACGUGCCGAGCAAGCGCGGCAGCAGCGAACAGCUCCAAUUACGACGCCGAUGCCGACAGCCGCUCCCGCCUCAGCACCGGCUCCUACAAGCGCUGGUGGGACUGUCGGACUACCACUUCCAGUAACAGCUCCGCGACCCGAAGGUGCGACACCCAUCAUUAUUCCGUCCGAUCAGGAUAACCCGGUGCCUGCCGAGAUCGCUAGUCCACGUGCAUCUUUCGCCGCCAUCUAUAGCAGAUUCUACUUCUCGCUUGUUUUACUCAUGUUCUUCUCACUCUGGGCCAUGUCAUGGCCCCGGGGCCUGCGAUCGGGCUAUGCCAAUCUUCUGGUAUUCUGCUACUUCUCCUUCUGGUGGCCGCAGAUAUACCGUAACACGAUGCGUAACUGCCGUAAGGCUCUGAGCUGGGAAUACGUCGUGGGGACCAGCAUCCUUCGGGCAGUGCCCAUCCUUUACUGGUACUUCGAGGACCGAAACAUCCUUAACAUCGACACCAGUCCGACUACUGCGCUUGUACUACUGGCCUGGCUAUGGCUGCAGGUCGCGAUUCUUCUCAUCCAACACCUUCUCGGUCCGCGUCUUCUGGUCCGCAAUUCCUGGUGCCCGCCCGCCUAUGACUACCAUCCUCUCCUCCGUGAGGACGAGGUCGAGGCUGGAGGAAUGUCUAUUGGCCUGUUGGCCUCGGCAUCCGAAGCCAAAGACAAGGACGACAGGACACGAAAAGUGUUUGACUGCGCCAUCUGCAUGAAUGAGAUCGACGUUCCGGUCUUGUCAAAAGCAGAUCAUGCACUUGGUCGAGGCACGGGGACAGCCUGGUUGGAGCAGAGAAACUACAUGGUCACGCCGUGCAGGCACAUUUUCCAUGCCGAUUGUCUGGAGGGCUGGAUGAAUCUCAGGCUUGUUUGUCCUGUCUGUAGGGAAGCGCUGCCUCCGCUGUAG
This is a messenger RNA of Cladophialophora yegresii CBS 114405, 2244 nucleotides long. RefSeq lists its product as uncharacterized. The transcript has a single exon. Gene Ontology annotation, molecular function: zinc ion binding. NCBI's taxonomy places the organism in Eukaryota, Fungi, Ascomycota, Eurotiomycetes, Chaetothyriales, Herpotrichiellaceae. The record is from RefSeq and is a predicted model, not a curated record. Bases 1 to 2244 code for a protein of 747 amino acids.